Caenorhabditis briggsae is the source of this 2157-nucleotide messenger RNA. Gene Ontology annotation, molecular function: UDP-glycosyltransferase activity; DNA-binding transcription factor activity. Gene Ontology annotation, cellular component: nucleus. The record is from RefSeq and is a predicted model, not a curated record. Gene Ontology annotation, biological process: positive regulation of DNA-templated transcription. The transcript is spliced from 11 exons. Bases 1 to 2157 code for a protein of 718 amino acids. Lineage: Eukaryota; Metazoa; Nematoda; Chromadorea; Rhabditida; Rhabditidae.
AUGUCAGCCUAUUCUUCGGAUACUCCAACUCUUUCCAUUCCAAUCGGAGUCACUCUUCAAAAUUUGGAUGUGUUUGAGUCUUUCUAUCCUGCUAUAAUGGAACAAAGACUUACUCCAAUUGGCAGAAUUUUCUCUCCAAUUCCAACUUUUUGUUUUACUGGACUGGAUGUCAUUUCCGAUUAUCAAUUGAGUCUUCGAUUUGAGAAAAUCUGCGAGGGAAAGUACCAGUACUCCACAAUUAAAAACAGAUGGGUGAUCGAUUAUGGAUCAAGUCUGAAUCGUGUUCCAAGUGACAAAAACAUCUUCAUGAUGCAAAAUAUUCAAACUGGAGCAGCUCUGAUGCGAAAGGAAAUUGAUUUCAAAGAUCCUCAAGUGGCUUCCAUCAAAUCAUCUCUCAACGGUUAUGCAAAGAAAACCAUGCUACUUACGCUUCAAAACCAUCGACUUCCGACUCCUCCAAUCUUGACUCCAACACCGACUCAAGGAUUUAACCACCGUCGAACUGCAAGUUCUGAUAGCAACAGUCCAAUAUGCGUCCCACCAGCGCCAACACCAUCUUCUUGCAAUAGCUCUCCUGUCGGAAACUGCUGCCAGGUUCGAUCAACCAGUUCCGGAUCAAAUACAUAUUUUGCUGGUCGUGAACAUCAAUUCAAUUUACCUCACCCCGCCGGAUCCUUCAACAACUUCUGUCCAGGGAUCCACCACCCACCACCUGGAUACCACUUCAAUCCUCCAGUCUACAGUCAUCCUCCUCCAAUCUGUAAGCCUUCAAAAUCUUUAAAUGUUCUUGUCUAUUCACCAGUGUUUGGAGGAAGUCACAGCAAGUUUAUGGGCAAUAUUGCCGAUGCUUUGACGGAAGCUGGGCAUAAUGUGACAUUCCUGGUUCCAGUUGCAGAUGUCACAAGGAGACAUGAAAUUGGAGUCAAACUCACAAAAAAUGUGAUCAUCGUGGAUAAGCCAAACCAAGAUGAGACGAAUAUUCAAAGCAUUGAUAUGGAUGAAGUUUUAAGACCUCUAUGGACUAUUCAAAAUAGACCAGUGGAUUUUGAGACUUGCUUCGUCUUCUUCCUAGAGAUGAUGAAGUCGAAUUGUGACGAUUUCACAUCUAACAAGAAAGUUUUCGAAGAACUUUCCAGAACAAAGUUCGAUGUGGCAAUCGCAGAGCCAGUUUCUAUUUGUGGUUUAGGUUACUUCGAUGCCCUUGGAAUCAAUAAAACUAUUCUGGCUUCUUCUACAACCCAUUACGAAGGAGUCGUGAGAAAUUCUGGAGAGCCAGUUGAUAUGAGUUACGUACCUGUUCAUGGAGCAUAUUUUGAUGAAAAAAUGGACAUUUUCCAAAGAUAUACAAAUUGGGCAGCCGCGCAUGUAAUGGCUGAAAAUCUAGAAGUGCUGUUCGACGAAGAAAUGGAGAGAUAUCGGAAAAAUCUUGGAGCAAACAUCGGUCAUUGGAGGGAUUUGAUCCCCUUGGCUUCUGUAUUCUUCACAAAUCGAAUCAGUAUCUGGAUUUUCCACGUCCAGUCAUUCAAAAAACUGUUGGAAUCGGAGGGAUUUCAAAAUUCGAUUCUGGACACAAUUAAACAAUUCCCAAAUGUAACCUUCGUUUGGAAAUACGAAUCAGAUGACCUUAAAUGGGCCGAAGGGGUAGAAAAUGUGCAUUUUCUGAAGUGGAUCCCUCAAUCAGCUCUUCUAAAUGAUGACCGAGUAACUGCCUUCCUUACCCAUGGUGGUCUUGGAAGUACGAAUGAGUUGGCAUAUCUUGGAAAACCGGCUAUCGUUGUUCCGAUAUUCGGGGAUCAAGGAAGAAAUGCACCAAUGUUGGCAAGACAUGGUGGAGCUCUUGUGCUUCAAAAGUUUGAUUUGGACAGAAAAGAAAUUCUAGUGAAUUCGGUCCAGAAAAUAAUGUUUGAUAAAAGGUGGUUAUGCUCAAAAAGCGAAGCAACUCUCGCAACUUCUGAAUUCAACUCCAUUCUCUCCAAAAGAAUUGGUGGUGAAGCACACGGAAUUCGUAGGGCAAUUCGGACCACUCAUUCAAAUGGAUCCGUAUAUUCGUCAUUUGAAUUGGUUCCAGAAGACAUUUGCCGACAUUUAUCUUUUCAUGAUCUUAUUUUAUUCACUUGUAGUGUUUGUACCAUUAUAUGUUCUCAGAAAACUUUAUAG